AAAUACUCCUUCUGUCCCAUAAAGUGUUACCCAUUUUGACUAAAGUUGAAAUUAAGGGAGGGAUAAUUUUGUGUUGACUUUCCAAAAAUACCCUUGAUGUGAUGGGUAAAAGUAGGAUGUGAUGUGUAGAUUAUUAGGAAAAAGGUAUGAUGUGAUAGGUAGAGUUUGAAAAAACUAAAAAAAAACCCCUAAACCCAUUCCUUCUUUUAUUCUUCUUUCACCCUAAAAUUCUCUCUCUUUCUCUAAUAAUGGCUGAGGUUCAAGAAAGCCACAACACCCAAGGCAUCAAGCUCUUCGGGGCAACCAUAAUCACAGUGGUAAAAGAAAAGAAACCGAACAAAACCAACGAUGAUCCACCAGCGGAUCACAAGAGGCCCGACAAGGUGAUUCCAUGUCCGAGGUGCAAGAGCAUGGAGACCAAGUUCUGUUACUUCAACAACUACAACGUUAACCAGCCCCGGCACUUCUGCAAGGGCUGCCAGCGGUACUGGACCGCCGGCGGCGCCCUCCGGAACGUCCCCGUCGGGGCCGGUCGCCGGAAAAACAAGCCGCCUUGUCCGAUGAUGAUGGGCGCGUUUUCCCCCGAGGGUUGUUUCUAUGAUGCCGCUUCCGGGCUUCUGCACCGUAUUGAGUUCGAUGAGGCGGCGGCUGUCAGGCAGUGGCGCGUGGCUCAGCAGGGUCGCUUCGAGGAGCUUUUGCCGGCGAAAAGAAGCAAAAUCUCCGCCACUAAUUGAUUAAGUUGUACCCGCUAUUAUUGUUAAUCUAUACGGAGUAUAUGUGUAGAGAAUGAAAUGAGAAAAGCAAAAGAAUACCCCAUAUAAAAUAAACUCGUAAAUAGAUGCUUGCAUAGUUUUAAUGGUUACUUGUAAUAAUUGUUUAAUUGUAUAACCACGUCUUUUUUUAUCACUAAUAAUUUUAUCAUAUACUCUCUCCGUCCCAUAAAGUGUUACCCAUUUU
Messenger RNA from Cuscuta campestris, 957 nucleotides. The record is from the annotation of a GenBank genome assembly. NCBI's taxonomy places the organism in Eukaryota, Viridiplantae, Streptophyta, Magnoliopsida, Solanales, Convolvulaceae.